AUGAGAUUAUUGAGUGGCUUAUUAUUUGAGGGCUGCACACUAUUUAUUGAUAAUUAUUAUACAAGUGUCCCUUUGGGUGAAGAGCUUUUAGAGAAAAAUACAUUUUUUUGUGGUACUGUAAAAAUAAACAGAAAAAGUCUACCACCGCAGGCAAAAACAAAACAAAAACGUGGUGAAAUGAUAAGCUUUGAAAAUCGUAGUGGUGUAAAAUUUUUGAAAUGGACGGACAAAAGACCAGUUUGCAUGUUAACUACCUCAAAGAAUCACCAGUGUAAAUUUGUGCAAGGAAUAAAUGACCGAGUAAAGCCCGAUGCUGUGUUUGACUACAAUAUUGCAAAAAAAGGUGUCGAUUUAUCAGAUCAACUAUCGGCGUACUACAGUUGUUUUCGAAAAACCAUUAAGUGGUACCGAAAAAUAAUAAUACAAUUAAUAUGCGGAACUUCCCUCGUGAAUGCGUGGGAAAUUAUUAUCGAUAAUCUUUUGUCCAAUGAACAAAUAUGCCGUCAUAUACCGUCACAUAAACACGUUCUUCAAUCAUAUAAAGGAUCGGCAAGAGACACCCGUAAACGCUGCAAGGAAUGCUAUAAAAAUAUGUGUAAUAAAAAGGGCAGAGCUUAUGCAACUAACAAUACUAAAAGGGUUAAGACGUAUUGUGGACUUUGUGAGGGACAGCCAGCACUUUGCUUGGAAUGUUUUAACAAAUUACACAAAAAACAAUAA
Messenger RNA from Ctenocephalides felis (cat flea), 720 nucleotides. RefSeq names its product piggyBac transposable element-derived protein 4-like. Bases 1 to 720 code for a protein of 239 amino acids. The record is from RefSeq and is a predicted model, not a curated record. Lineage: Eukaryota; Metazoa; Arthropoda; Insecta; Siphonaptera; Pulicidae. The transcript has 2 exons.